This is a messenger RNA of Arachis ipaensis, 1307 nucleotides long. RefSeq names its product ubiquitin-conjugating enzyme 22 (gene UBC22). Lineage: Eukaryota; Viridiplantae; Streptophyta; Magnoliopsida; Fabales; Fabaceae. The record is from RefSeq and is a predicted model, not a curated record.
UUUAAACUUUCUUUGGUGUCCUCAAAGUUCCACCAAUCAAUCAAUCAUUCAUUCAUUCCAAGGAGGGAUCUCUAUUUCCUUUUUCUCUCUUCUCUCACUCCUCUCUCUCUCUCUCGCUCUCUCUCUCUCUCCGUGCACCCUAAAGCCUAAAGCUUCUGCUUUGUGAUUGUGAAGGAGCUUAUGCUUUGUUUUGAUAGCAUCCUCUACUGUGUGAGCAACAAAUUUGAGAAUUAAUUGUUUGAGAAGGGUCAUUACUACUCAGUGAUAAUAAUAAAAUACUGUCAGUUGUUCUGCACUGAUGGCAACUAACGAGAAUCUUCCCCCAAAUGUAAUAAAGCAACUUGCCAAAGAGCUCAAAAAUCUUGAUGAAUCCCCGCCAGAAGGGAUUAAGGUUGUGGUAAAUGAUGAUGAUUUUUCAAUCAUUUAUGCCGAUAUUGAUGGUCCAGCUGGAACUCCCUAUGAGAAUGGAGUUUUCCGCAUGAAGUUGUUACUGUCCCAUGAUUUUCCGCAUUCUCCACCUAAAGGUUACUUCAUGACCAAGAUUUUUCAUCCAAAUAUUGCAACCAAUGGAGAGAUUUGUGUGAACACGCUUAAAAAAGAUUGGAACCCGAGCCUUGGGUUACGCCAUGUUCUUAUUGUUGUUAGAUGUCUAUUGAUUGAACCCUUUCCAGAAUCAGCUCUAAAUGAGCAGGCUGGCAAGCUGCUGCUUGAAAAUUAUGAGGAAUAUGCUAGACUUGCCAGGCUUUACACUGGAAUUCAUGCAAAAGCAAAACCCAAAUUUAAAAGUGGAGCUAUUUCUGAAUCGACAACCGCCCUAAAUGUUGAUCAAACAAACACCUCAGUGCCUAACGCUGAAAUAAAAACCGCUCCAUCAAGUGCAGCCCUGCCAUUGCAGUCUUUAUCCUCCUCAACCACCACGACAAGAGGAAACAGUCAAGAACAGGCAGCAGUUGUGGUGACUGAGACUACUGUCAAUGGUUCUGCCGCCACCGGUAAGGCAGUUUCUUCUGCUUCAGCACCACUAAAGAGGGAAGGUGGAGUGGCAAAAGCUCAGGCAGACAAGAAGAAGAUAGAUGCCAGAAAGAAGAGUUUGAAAAGAUUGUAAUGUUGUUCAAUAAUUGAACUUUUCUUUGUGGCUUAGUUAUUCUAUUUGAUAGUGAAAAGAAAAGGGUAAAAUGGAUUUGAGUUAAUUUACAUUGAAAUUUUUAAUGGAUGGAAGUUGAACUGUUGUCUGUCUUGGAUUAUCCUGAACAGCACACACUUUCUCUAUUUUCUUGUAGUUACGCCAUUUUUUUAAAACCUUUUUC